Nicotiana tabacum (common tobacco) is the source of this 762-nucleotide messenger RNA. The record is from RefSeq and is a predicted model, not a curated record. NCBI's taxonomy places the organism in Eukaryota, Viridiplantae, Streptophyta, Magnoliopsida, Solanales, Solanaceae.
AACUUCUUUUUCUCACCAAACUCUGUUUUUUUCCUUCCAAACAAGAAUUCCCAAAAGAGAGAACAAUGAAAGUUGGUGGCUAUUUGUUCUCAUUCAAGAGGCUUAACAAAAAGGGUGUCGCCGGAACUGUUGGUUCUGAAGCGGGUAGCGCCGGAGAUCAUCAUCAACUUCAUGAUUCUUUAACUCAGCCGCCGCGGCCGUCGUCGUUGCGGUGGCGAUUCAAGAAUCUGUCCAGUGGAUUGAGGUGGAAGAGUAAGAGGCUUUACAAAUUGAGAUACUGGAUCGUUGACUGUCUCCUCUUCAAGAUUGUUUCUGCCUUUGAAGCCAUUUUUCUCGUCUCCACCUUGGCUUUUUUCUACCUCUGCUGCGGCUGCCAUAUCUAGAUUCUUCCAUAUUUCAGAAAAUAGCCAUUUAUUUUAAAUUUUCCUCCUUUUUGAACCUUUUUUUUUUACUUGUGGUAAGUUGAUGGAGCAUAUUAACAGCUGGGAAGUGGAAUUCUGAAAAUAAAAUUAAAAAAAAAAAGUUGAUAUCUUUUUGUGGGGAGGGGCAAGAGAUCAUUGGAGGAGCUCACGGCUAAUGCAUUAAUGCUGAAUGGGGUGAAAAUUAUCAUUAGAUGUCUCUUUUCAUUCUUCUAUUUUCUGGCUGAAUUUUGUUGACGUUUUGUAAUGUAUAGAGAAAGUUAAUGUACUAAUUUGCAUUACUAACUUAGAUAUUCUUUUGUAUGUAAUGUAAUCUUAAUAUCUUAAUUGUUCUUUUCUUCAA